Cynara cardunculus var. scolymus (artichoke) is the source of this 2277-nucleotide messenger RNA. RefSeq names its product glutathione hydrolase 1-like. The record is from RefSeq and is a predicted model, not a curated record. Gene Ontology annotation, cellular component: plasma membrane. Lineage: Eukaryota; Viridiplantae; Streptophyta; Magnoliopsida; Asterales; Asteraceae. Gene Ontology annotation, biological process: glutathione catabolic process. The transcript is spliced from 10 exons. Gene Ontology annotation, molecular function: glutathione gamma-glutamate hydrolase.
AUGGAGAUGCGUCAUUUGUUCAUCUUUGCCAUCCUAACAUACUCAUGUGCUUCGAUAACUCAUGCGUGUUUCCCAGACCGUAAAUGGCAUGUUCACGUUACGAGUGAGAUAUCGGAAACCAUUGACGCUCAUAUCAAAUCUGGAGACGAUGAUCUUGGAAAGCAUACCAUUUCAUUUAACGGAGAAUAUGAAUGGUCAUUUUGUAAGAGGUUUGAUGGCAAGACUCUUUUCUAUGGCUACUUUUGGUGGGGUUCGAGAUAUCAAGAAUUGGCUUUGUUUGAUACGAAGAUUGUAGACAUAUGUGCAGUACCCGCAUUUACUAAUUUUGUUUGUUAUUGGUCUGUACGACCAACUGGAUUCUAUGUAAGUGCAAGUAAUACAUCGUUCGGUGAUGCUAGUUGGGGCAAUCGAAGCGGUGUGAUCAGUGGAGUGGUGGAAAUUAAGCAUCUGCAAUUGAUCGAUCGAAGCAUGUCAUCUCGAGCCUCCUUAGGGCCAUUGAUUAUUUUUUUUGGUUGUUAUCUUCCGUGCCCAUGAGAUUCAUCAAUAUGCACACAAGCUAGUCCAAACACCGGUGGUUACAUUCAAAUGCUCAAAUGGAACAUCGUGAUCUCUUUGAUAACAUGUGUUGCUGCUGUAAGACGUGAAAUUAUCACCAAACAGAAUGGCGUUGUUGCGACUGAUGAUGGAGUCUGUUCGAGAAUCGGAAGGGAUGUUCUCCUUGAAGGAGGUAACGCCAUCGAUGCUUCAAUUGCUGCUAGCUUUUGCCUUGGUGUCGUUAGCCCGGCUUCAAGUGGGAUAGGAGGUGGUGCUUUUAUGCUCGUUCGAUUAGCCAAUGGCACCACUCGAGCCUUCGAUAUGAGAGAGACCGCUCCACUCCUAGCUUCUCGGGACAUGUAUGGUGGAAAUGUUACUCUCCAAGAAAAGGGUGCUCUUUCGAUAGCGGUACCAGGGUUGAUUGCUGGGAUUUACAAAGCUUGGGAACAAUACGGAAAGCUACCGUGGAAGAGACUUGUUCGGCCUGCUGAACGUCUUGCUCGUAAAGGUUUCAAAGUAUCUCCGUAUCUCCGCAAGCAAAUGGUGGUGACAGAAGCAGAUGUGAUGGCGGACGAUGGACUUGCUGCCAUUUUCACCUCCGAAGGGAGGCUAUUGAAAACCGGAGAAACAUGCUACAACGAAAAACUAUCACAAACUCUUCGACAUAUCUCAAAGUACGGAAUUAAACCGUUCUAUAACGGUUCGAUUGGAUUUCAUCUGGUUAAAGAUGUUAGAAAGGCUGGAGGGUUACUGAAAAUGGAAGAUCUUCAGAAGUAUGAAGUUAAAGUCAGAGAACCAAUCUCUAUUCAGGUCCUAGGCCUUGAAGUACUAGGUAUGCCGCCGCCUUCUUCCGGUGGUGCGACAAUCGCACUUAUCCUCAACAUAAUCGCUCAAUACCGAGCUCAAAACAACAUAUCUGGACCGCUUAUGAUUCAUCGACAGAUUGAAGCUAUUAAGCACGCGUAUGCUAUGCGGAUGAAUCUCGGAGACCCGGAUUUUGUGAACGCAGAAAAGUAUCUACACCUUAUGACAUCUCCCGAGUUUGCAAAACGUUUGCAGAAGACUAUAUACGACAACAUGACCUUCGAUUCAACUCAUUAUGGUGGCAGGUGGAAUCAGAUCGAGGAAGAUGGUACGAGUCAUAUGUCAAUUGUAGAUAAGGAGCGCAACGUGGUCUCGAUGACUUGUACCAUAAACUCUUAUUUUGGUGCAAAAAUCUUGUCACCUAGUACUGGGAUAAUCCUCAACAAUCAAAUGGCUGAUUUCUCAAUCCCUACAAAUCUUUCCAAAAACGUUCCCCCACCUGCACCAUCCAAUUUUAUCUUCCCGGGCAAAAGGCCGUUGUCAUCUAUUUCGACCACCAUUGUCCUCAAGGACGGAAAGGUGAAAGCAGUUUUAGGAGGUAGUGGUGGGAUAAAGAUACCACCUGGGACUGUAGAGGUAUUUCUGAACUACUUUGUAAGGGGAAUGGAUCCAUUUUCUGCUGUCAUGGCUCCAAGAACAUACCAUCAGCUGUUCCCGAACGUGGUACAGUACGAAAAAUGGACGACGGUGAGCAAUGAUCACUUCGAAAUAGACGAAGAGACGAAAGCGGCUCUACGAGGAAAAGGACAUGUCCUAGAGAGUUUUUAUGGGGGGACUAUGGUUCAGUUAGUUGUUCAAGAAGAAGCAAAGGAUGGAAAGAUGGGGAUGCUUAUAGCAGUAAGCGACCCAAGAAAGGGAGGCUUCCCUGCUGGUUACUAG